AUGGAAUCCACUUCAUUGAACAGACUUUGCACGCCGACGCCGACGCCGACGAUGCUGGCUGCCACUCGCAACUACAUCGGGUCACUGAUACCUCUUGAGGUCGUUGGUGGUGGCUUUGCAUUUGCUGAACAGCCUAUAGAUUGUAUCGCAAUCAGCUAUGUGGAACUCUUCAAGAACUUACUCGAUGUAUGCUUAUUGACGGUGAUAUGUACAGCGAAGCCGAGCCUUUCUGCCUUGUUCGGACACGCUCGUCAUUCCUGCCCACGGGUUGAGAAUCUGCAGCCGCCCGCAGCUCUCGGAUGUGCUAUUCAUUACCAUUCGACAGAGCGUGCACGCUCUUUCUACGCUGAAAUGUUUGGUACUGGCGGGGCAGUGCUCGCAGAGGAGAACAGCUCGGACACAUCUCCUCCAAGUACAGCCAUCCGCGAGUGCAGGUUGAAACUGAUAAAUUUGGUGAACUCCUUGCUUCAAUUAGCAAGGCUGACAUCAUACCAUAUUGAAAAGAGCCGAGGACCGAAAGGUGGCUUGGAUCGCCGAGAUGGAAGGGCGUGGGGUGGUGAGCAAGGCCGUGGGGUGAACUUCGAAAUCGCUGAUUACAAGACACCCACAUGCAUACGCCAUCUCUCUGCCGUGAAGAGUGUCGUCUCCGCGUGCACCGAUUUCCACCCACCCUGUCCCAACCACCACCAAGCCCAUGUCUGUAGGGCCAAGAAGCUCCAGGCGCCACGCCUGCAUAUAGCACGCGAGCAACGGCAAGGCGACAGCAGCAUCCUUUGUCCCAAUCAUCUCCAAGCCCAUCGGUGUAAGUCGAAGAAGCUCCAGGCGCCACGCCCAGACCCAACUCGCGAGCAGCGGCAAGACGACGGCAGCAUACCUUAUCCCAGUCAUCUCCAAGCUCAUAGGCGCUCCGCCGAGAUACAAUUCGCGGGCGACGGCAAGACGAGAUCAUACCCCAUCCCAAUCAGUUCCAAGCUCAUAGACAAGGCCCAGAAGCGCAGGCACUACGCCCAGAUCCAACUCGCGGGCGGCGGCAAGACGGCAGCAUACCACACCCCAAUUACUUUCAGGCUCAUGGACAAGGCCAAGAAGCGCAGGCACUACGCCCAGAUCCAAUUCGCGGGCGGCGGCAAGACGGCAGCAUACCACAUCCCAAUUACUUCUAAGCUCACAGGCAAGGUCAAGAUGGGCACUGCAUACCUUAUCUCAGUCAUCUUCAAGCUCAUAGGCAAGGUCAAGAACAUGAUUUGUCCCAAUCAUCUCCAAGCUUGUGGGAAAGGCCAGGAAUCUCAGGCACCACGCCCAGACGCAGCAUGCCCCAUCCCAAUCAUCCCCAAGCUCGUGGACAAGGCCAAGAAGCUCCAGGCGGCAUGCCCAGAUACAAAUCGUGGCUGCAUGCCCCAUUCCAAUCAUCCCCAAGCUUGUGGACAAGGCCAAGAAGCUCUAGAAGCCACGCCCAGAUACAACUCGACCCACCUGAUCCCGAAUCAUCUCCGACUUCAUGGGCAAUACCAAGAUGCCUCCACGGGCUACGCCAGAUACCACUCGAGGCAGCAUGCCUCAUCCCAACCAUCUGCAAGCUCAUGGACCUUGCCGAAUCAUCUUCAAGCCCAUGGGGAAGGCCAAGAAGCUCCAGGAGCCACGCGCAGACACAACUCGCGGCACCUCAUCUCAGCCAUCUCCAGCCCAUGGGCAAGGCCAAGAAGCUUCAGAUGCCACGCGCAGACACAACUCGCGGCACCUCAUCUCAGCCAUCUCCAGCCCAUGGGCAAGGCCAAGAAGCUUCAGAUGCCACGCGCAGACACAACUCGCGGCACCUCAUCUCAGCCAUCUCCAGCCCAUAGGCAAGGCCAAGAAGCUUCAGGUGCCACGCGCAGACACAACUCGCGGCACCUCAUCUCAGCCAUCUCCAGCCCAAGGGCAAGGCCAAGAAGCUUCAGGUGCCACGUACAGACAUACCUCGCGGCACCUCAUCCCAACCGUCUCCAGCUCAUGGGCAGAGCCAAGAAGCUCCAGGUGCCACGUCUACACACAACUCACCAGGAAGCUGAAGCCGCGACGCCAUGUGAUGCUCCACGCCUUGGGGGUAGCUAUGAGCUAUGGCGCGACGAUCUUCGCCCUUCCGCAGAGAGUCGUGCGUUCUUCGCGCCUAUACCAUCAAGAGUGCUGAGAAAUGCCGGAGUCCACACAACGAUGAGGCGUGGUGAUGUCGAUGCUUUCAAAUUGAUCUCCGUUGGGCUUGGGGAGUUCGAUGGGUACGAGAGUAAUCGGUGCGAGUGCUGCCGUGACGGGAAUCUUGCCAUGUUCCUCGAAGAGAACUUCGAAGACCCGCGAAGGCUGAAUGGCGUGUCGCCAGACCUGCCCAGGUAA
This is a messenger RNA of Pseudocercospora fijiensis CIRAD86, 2367 nucleotides long. RefSeq lists its product as uncharacterized. NCBI's taxonomy places the organism in Eukaryota, Fungi, Ascomycota, Dothideomycetes, Mycosphaerellales, Mycosphaerellaceae. Bases 1 to 2367 code for a protein of 788 amino acids. The transcript has 14 exons. The record is from RefSeq and is a predicted model, not a curated record.